Messenger RNA from Mangifera indica (mango), 1793 nucleotides. RefSeq names its product palmitoyl-acyl carrier protein thioesterase, chloroplastic-like. The transcript is spliced from 6 exons. Bases 97 to 1350 code for a protein of 417 amino acids. The record is from RefSeq and is a predicted model, not a curated record. Gene Ontology annotation, molecular function: acyl carrier activity; fatty acyl-[ACP] hydrolase activity. Gene Ontology annotation, biological process: fatty acid biosynthetic process. NCBI's taxonomy places the organism in Eukaryota, Viridiplantae, Streptophyta, Magnoliopsida, Sapindales, Anacardiaceae.
CUUCAUUGUCUUGCUUUCUUCUUUGGCUUGUCUAUCAAAACAAGAUCCCUCCACCGCAAUUUUCUGCUUCAAAACAACACCAACCCUCUAGAUUUCAUGCAACUUACAAUAUUUUCUUUGAAAAGACCGUCCGUUUUUCUCCUAUUUAAGCCUUUGGCUGCCCAUUUCUUAGUUCCAAAUUUUCCACAUCAACAGAUGGCUGCUUUUUGUCCUAUAGUUUCUUAUCAUGUUAACUGUUCUUGUUCUGGAUAUAAGCAGCAGCUGAGAUAUGGGGGGAGUCGGAGAAUUGGUAAAGUUGAUUUGUUGGGCAAAACGGCUAGAGUUGCAGGCACUUCAAUGGCUUCUGUUUUUGCAGAAGAAAAUUACAAGACAGAAGUUCAAGUUCGGCAGAAUAUUCCUACAGGGAAGAAGUUUGUGGAUCAUCAUCGUCAAGGACGAAUCGUUGAUGAAGGAGUUGGAUACAGACAAACUAUUGUUAUUCGAUCUUAUGAAGUUGGCCCUGAUAAAACUGCAACUCUUGAGAGCCUCUUUAAUCUUUUCCAGGAAACAGCAUUGAAUCAUGUAUGGAUGUCAGGACUUCUAAGCAAUGGAUUUGGAGCUACACAUGGGAUGAUGAGGAACAAUCUCAUAUGGGUUGUCUCAAGAAUGCAAGUUCAAGUUGACCAUUAUCCAGUUUGGGGAGAGGUAGUAGAGAUAGACACAUGGGUUGGUGCAUCCGGAAAGAAUGGAAUGCGUCGAGACUGGCUGAUCCGAAGUCAAGCCACAGGACACAUUUUCGCUCGUGCUACAAGUACUUGGGUGAUGAUGAACGAGGACACAAGGCGCCUCUCGAAAAUGCCAGAAGUGGUUCGAGCUGAGAUCUCACCUUGGUUUAUAGAUAAGUGUGCAAUCAAAGAAGAUGUUCCUGAGAAAAUCCUCAAGCUGGAUGGUAACGCAAAACAUGUAAACUCUGACUUGCAGCCUAAGAGAACUGAUCUGGACAUGAACAAUCAUGUCAACAAUGUCAAGUAUGUCCGAUGGAUGCUCGAGACCAUCCCAGACCAGUUCCAGGAGCUAUCUGGUAUUAUACUAGAAUAUAGAAGGGAAUGUGGAGGUUCAGAUAAAGUUCAAGCUCUUUGCCAACCUGAUGAAGAUGGGGUUCUCAAAGAAGGGGUGAAACAAGACACUGGUAUCACUCUACUAAAUGGGUUUUCUCUGGCAUCUGAAAUCAUCAACGGCGCUGGACUUAUCGGAUCCUUUGAAAAGGGGUCAUUGACAUAUACACACCUUCUCCAGACUGAAAAUGAAGAGAUUGUUAGAGGAAGAACAACCUGGCAAAAGAAGCUGCCACCCAUGCUAUUUUCUACUUAGCAUUUAAUGAAAGAAAUUACUACAAGGUAUAGAGCAAGCACGGUUGUCCAUAAUGAUGUGCCCUGAAAUAAUUUUAUCUCUAAGGGCACAAAUUGAUUUGCCAUCCAGAAAUUUUUCAGGGUUCUGCUCCAGGUUCCUGGAAAGCUCAAGAAAGACUGAAAUAAAGGUGCCAGAAGACAAGAACAGCCAUGGAUUGUCGCCAAAACAAGUGGGUCAAAUAUCUGCGGCGGUGAUUGUGAGAAAUGACUCUAAAUGAGAAGUUCUAGCAGUUACCGUUGCUUCAGUGUCUGCAAGCUUGUAUAUCACAAAAAUUAUUUGUCGAAAUAAGUCAAGCUCACGCAAAACUCUAAAGAAGUUUCCUACAGCAGUUAGCCUGAUGAAAUGUCUGUGAACAUGAAUAAAAUGCGAACAAAUAGGGACCAUAUUGGGUUCUUCAUCAAGUA